This is a messenger RNA of Chiroxiphia lanceolata (lance-tailed manakin), 2856 nucleotides long. RefSeq names its product CUGBP Elav-like family member 5 (gene CELF5). The transcript is spliced from 13 exons. The coding region runs from base 43 to 1518 and encodes 491 amino acids. Gene Ontology annotation, cellular component: nucleus; cytoplasm; ribonucleoprotein complex. Lineage: Eukaryota; Metazoa; Chordata; Aves; Passeriformes; Pipridae. The record is from RefSeq and is a predicted model, not a curated record. Gene Ontology annotation, molecular function: mRNA binding. Gene Ontology annotation, biological process: regulation of alternative mRNA splicing, via spliceosome; mRNA splice site recognition.
CCGCGCUGCCUCCCCCGCCCGCAGCCGCGCCGGGCGCGGGGCAUGGCCAGACUCACCGAGGGCGAGGCGAGGAGACAGCCGCCGCCGCUCCCGCCAGCGCCGCAGCCGCCGCGCCGAGCCUCCCCCAUGAACAGCAGCGGCGGCGCGGAGCCCCCCGCGCAGCCCGACAGCAUGAAAGACCUGGAUGCCAUCAAGCUCUUCGUGGGGCAGAUCCCGCGCAACCUGGAGGAGAAGGACCUCAAGCCGCUCUUCGAGCAGUUCGGCAAGAUCUACGAGCUCACCGUGCUCAAGGACCGCUACACCGGCAUGCACAAGGGUUGUGCAUUCCUCACGUACUGUGCCAGAGACUCUGCCAUCAAAGCCCAGACAGCACUGCAUGAACAGAAGACUUUGCCAGGGAUGGCACGCCCAAUUCAAGUGAAACCCGCAGACAGCGAGAGCCGUGGAGGUAGGGACAGGAAGCUCUUUGUGGGCAUGUUAAAUAAGCAGCAGUCUGAGGAUGACGUGCUCCGGCUCUUUGAACCAUUUGGGGUCAUUGAUGAAUGUACGGUGCUCCGUGGACCUGAUGGUAACAGCAAAGGCUGUGCUUUUGUAAAGUUCUCAUCUCACACAGAGGCUCAGGCAGCAAUCCACGCACUCCAUGGCAGCCAGACAAUGCCCGGUGCCUCCUCCAGUCUAGUGGUGAAGUUUGCUGACACAGAUAAGGAAAGGACCCUCCGUCGUAUGCAGCAAAUGGUGGGGCAGCUGGGGAUAUUCACUCCAUCUCUCACCUUGCCGUUCAGCCCAUACAGCGCCUAUGCGCAGGCUCUGAUGCAGCAGCAGACGACGGUUCUCUCCGCUUCCCAUGGCAGCUACCUGAACCCAGGCGUCGCCUUCUCCCCCUGCCACAUCCAGCAGAUCGGUGCCGUCAGUCUCAACGGGCUGCCAGCUGCUCCCAUUGCACCAGCAUCAGGGCUACAUUCACCACCUCUCCUGGGAACAGCAGCCAUGCCGGGACUUGUAGCACCGAUUUCUAAUGGAUUCACUGGAGUGGUACCAUUCCCAAAUGGGCAUCCAGCCUUGGAAACAGUUUACACCAAUGGCCUUGUGCCAUAUUCAGCCCAGAGCCCUUCAGUAGCAGAGACUUUGCACCCAACCUUCACAGGAGUUCAGCAGUAUGCAGCUGCGUAUCCGACCACCACCAUCACCCCCAUUGCACAGAGCAUCCCUCAGCAGCCUCCCAUCCUGCAGCAGCAGCAACGAGAAGGUCCUGAAGGCUGCAAUCUCUUCAUCUACCAUCUCCCUCAGGAGUUUGGAGACAACGAGUUGAUGCAGAUGUUCCUGCCUUUUGGCAAUAUCAUUUCCUCUAAGGUAUUCAUGGAUCGUGCCACCAACCAGAGCAAGUGUUUUGGUUUUGUAAGCUUUGACAACCCAUCCAGUGCACAGACUGCUAUCCAGGCUAUGAAUGGCUUCCAGAUUGGCAUGAAACGCUUGAAGGUCCAGUUAAAACGGCCCAAGGAUGCUAACCAUCCCUACUGACAGCAGUAAACAAGCAGGAGUCACUUCUGCAGCACAAGGUGAAAGGAAAGUCCAGAGGAAGAAUUUCUGCUUCAGGUUGAUUUACAGAAAGGCCAGUAAAUUUAUCGACUCUUCUGACACCACUCCUUUCCUUCCUCUGCUUCCCACCUACCCACCCUAUCUUCCUCUUCCCCUCCUCUCCAAGACACGCAAUUAAAGAGAAGGCUCAAUAUCUGCCCAGGAGGAAGAUUCUUGCCACGACCGACUCAUAUUUGCUGCUAAUGUGGUGCAUAGCAAAGGGACCAGCAAACCAGCAGCCCCUGGGGACAUAAACCUCUUCCUCUUGGGGUAUGGCUGGAGUACGUGGACCAAGAAAACCCACUGGUGUGUCUCUAGGUUAAUGCAGUGAUGUAUGGAAGUUUAGUCCCAUCCCUCCCUCCCUCUUGCUCCGUUUCUGGCCUUUUCAUAGACAAAUAUACAUAUAUAUACAGUCUCUAUUUUUUUUUUAAAGUGGCUCACAGGACCAAACUUUUCAGACUGACUGCUUGCAAGAGGUAUUGGACGUUUGGGGUUUACCUUUGCAACAGUGUCUUCUCAGCACACACUGCAGAUAGGCCUGAACAUUUUGAGAGGAUACUUGGGGAGAGAGAGGGGGAGGGUGGCAGAGGGUAGGGAGAAAGAGAGGAUCAUCUCUCUGCUCAACAUUAGCAAGAAGGAGGAGAAAUACAUACCUCCAGGAUUAGGGCACAGUCAGAUGCUCAGCUCGAGUCACUCAUCCACUGUAGCACCAGCCUGGUUAAGGAUCUCAAGAGCUCUCAGUCUUACCUGUCCCAGGGCUUCUGCAGACAAAGCUCCUGGAAUUUGGUGCCAGACCCCAUCCUGACAACUCCCCGAUUAGACUGAGAGCACAGGAAACCAGUCACUUUACCUACAGGAACUGUACUGCCUCCCCACACAUGGCACAGAUCUGUGUUUCAUAGUUCUCCAUGGUAACAGCAUUUUCUUGAUGAAGGCAAGAGAAGAUAACAGUGUGAGCAGAUGCAAUCUUCUAAACAGUUACAGAAUCCUCCUGGGGGCUACACACUGCCUCCCCGUGUCAGAUAAGCUAAUGCUUUCCAUAAGCUGUAAAAUGUGUUGAGGGGGUUGAACGACAUAGCAGAGCUGCUUAGUGAGCAGUACUUAUUCCCAGAUGAAACAGGACGUUUUCUCCCUCUGAAUUCAGCAAGAAGACACCUCACGCACCCGUUUGCAAAGCUUUCCCCAGCAGAUGCAAGGAUAAUAUGAUGAAAGAGGGUUGUCAUUCUGUUUUUUCAUUUUUCCCAGCACUCCCUCCAAGAGACUGAUAAUACAUUAUGCAGC